GGAUUAGGUGGGACAUCAGCAGAAACUGUUUCACAGAAAGGGGGAUCAGACACUGGAACGCCAGGGAGGCGGUGAAGUCGCCGUCCCUGGAGGUGUUUAAGACUGGACGUGUCUCUCAACCAUAACAACCAUGAUGUGGUUGUUAUGGUGGUGGUCGGUCGUAGCUUGGACUCAGUGAUCUCAGAGGUGAAAUUUGGAAAUACAACAUUUAAGACAGACGUGUAUCCCAAAUCACUUAAUCCUCAGUGGAAUUCUGAGUGGUUCAAAUUUGAAGUAGAUGAUGAAGAGCUCCAAGAUGAGCCUCUCCAGAUCACAGUUCUUGAUCAUGAUACAUACAGUGCCAAUGAUGCAAUUGGCAAAGUGUACAUAGAUAUUGAUCCUCUGCUCUAUAGUGAAGCAGCCACAGUUAUUUCAGGAUGGUUUCCAAUUUAUGAUACCAUUCAUGGUAUACGUGGGGAGAUCAACGUGGUGGUGAAAGUAGAUCUCUUCAAUGAUUUAAACAGAUUUAGGCAGUCAUCCUGUGGAGUCAAAUUUUUUUGCACUACAUCUAUUCCUAAGUGUUACAGAGCAGUAAUUAUUCAUGGAUUUGUGGAGGAGCUUGUAGUUAAUGAGGACCCAGAGUACCAGUGGAUAGACAGGAUCCGUACUCCCAGGGCAUCGAAUGAGGCUCGACAAAGACUCAUUUCACUUAUGUCAGGUGAAUUGCAAAGGAAGAUUGGCUUGAAGGUGCUUGAAAUGAGAGGAAAUGCUGUUGUUGGUUAUUUGCAGUGUUUUGAUUUGGAGGGAGAGUCUGGACUUGUAGUGAGAGCCAUAGGAACAGCCUGCACGUUGGAUAAAUUAAGUAACACAUCAGCAUUUUUACCUGCAUGUAACUCCCCAUCCAAAGAAAUGAAGGAGAUUCCUUUCAAUGAAGAUCCCAAUCCCAAUACAUAUUCAUCAGGACCCUCCACCCCUCUGAAAAACCAAACCUAUUCCUUUUCACCUUCCAAGUCCUACAGUCGACAGUCCUCUUCUUCUGACACAGAUUUGAGUUUGACACCCAAAACUGCACCUUCCCCACAGGGACCUAGGAUUUUCCUGUUUCCCAGCUCCCCUACACUCUCUUGUGAUUCCCCACAUCUUAAAAAGUCCUGUCUCCUCCUCUCGGGGUCUAGCAUUAAACCUCUACACUCUAGCCAUGUCAGCCCAGUUGUUCUGAGGAAAAGUGUUUCUUUCACUGAAGAGCUGCUUCUGGCUGCUUCUGGAAUGGGCAGUGGGAGUGCUGGAAAAGAAGGGGGGCCAUUUAAAACUCUUUUAAGACAACAGACUCAGUCAGCUCUGGAACAAAGGGGAGGAUCGCCCCAUAGGUUCUGUAGAAGGCGGGAAUUCCCAUUUUUUACCUUGACGACCUUCCCACCAGGCUUUCUAGUCCAUGUUGGGGGUGUUGUCAGUGCUCGCUCAGUGAAGCUCCUGGAUCGCAUCCACAAUCCUGCCUUUGUCGGAAUAAUGGGUAACACAAGAUCAUACAAACUGCUAGACUGGAAUAGUUUCAAUUCAGAUGAACCAGAGACACGAGAUGCCUGGUGGGCAGAAAUCAGACAAGAAAUAAAAUCCCAUGCCAAGGCAUUGGGUUGUCAUGCUGUAGUGGGCUACAGUGAAUCAACCAGCAUUUGUGAAGAGGUCUGUAUUUUGUCUGCAUCUGGCACAGCAGCUGUACUGAACCCUAGGUUCCUUCAGGAUGGCACCAUGGAAGGCUGUUUGGAACAAAGGUUGUCAUGGCAGCCUGGCUUCUUUUCCAUAGGGUCAGAGAAGGGAGAGGUUGAUUUUUUUCCUCAGAGCCAAGAUAGUUCUUCUCUAUUAGGGAUUGAAGAAGCUUCACCACCAGGUUGUGGAUUUUGCCAUAUCCCAUAUGAUGAAUUGAACAUGCCAUUUCCUGCUCACCUCACUUACUGUUACAACUGCAGGAAGCAAAAAGUUCCUGAUGUCCUUUUUACCACAAUUGACCUUCCUGUAGAGGCAAUAGUUGUUGGAAAGGGAUGUCUUAUUCAAGCCAGAUUGUGCCGUCUGAAGAAGAAAGCUCAGGCUGAAGCAAAUGCAACCUCUAUCAGUAACCUCUUGCCAUUCAUGGAGUAUGAAGUGCACACACAACUGAUGAACAAACUGAAGCUGAGAGGAAUGAAUGCCCUCUUCGGGCUGAGAAUUCAGAUCACGGUGGGGGAAAAUAUGCUGAUGGGCUUGGCAUCUGCAACAGGUGUGUAUUUAGCAGCUUUGCCAACACCUGGAGGUAUUCAGAUUGCUGGGAAGACUCCAAAUGAUGGCACCUAUGAACAGCACAUAUCCCAUAUGCAAAAGAAAAUAAAUGAUACAAUAGCAAAAAACAAGGAACUUUAUGAGAUUAAUCCUCCAGAGUUACCUGAAGAAAGUAUUGGGUCUCCCAUUCCAGAGCCAAGACAACGUUCCAGGCUAUUGAGAUCUCAGUCAGAAAGCUCUGAUGAAGUUACAGAGCUUGACCUUUCCCAUGGGAAGAAAGAUGCUUUUGUCUUGGAGAUUGAUGACACAGAUGCAAUGGAAGAUGUACAUUCUUUACUGACAGAUGUUCCACCACCUUCUGGUUUUUACAGUUGCAACACAGAAAUUAUGCCUGGUAUAAACAACUGGACACCAGAAAUUCAAAUGUUCACAGCAGUUAGAGUGUCCAGAUUAAGCAACAUUAACCCAACAAAUCAAACACUCAAUAAGAACUUUAAUGAUCUCUGUGAGAAUCUGUUGAAGAGUUUGUAUUUUAAACUCCGGUCUAUGGUUCCCUGCUGUCUUUGCCAUGUAAACUUCACAGUUGCUCUGCCAGAGGAUGAAUUAGUUCAGAUUGCAGUCACAGCUGUUGCCAUUACAUAUGACAAACACCAAGCACUACAAGCCAACAAAGCACCUACAGAAAAAUCACAGCAAAGAGCAUCUACAGACAAUGAAGAACAGCUACAAUUUCCCUUGGAACUUUGCUCUGAUCCUCUUUCUUCUCAAUCAUUCUCUCCAUCUAAAGAAGUCCUGGAGGGUGCAAGUUCCCACACAGGUAUUCCUGCUGCUCAGAGAGCAACGGCAGUUGAUUACAGUUCCUUUGCAGACAGAUGCAACAGCUGGAUAGAGCUCAUUAAACUGAAAGCUCAGACCAUAAGGCGCGGAUCAAUUAAGACAACUACUUCCCUUGAAAAAGCAAGUCCAUUGGCUGAGGGAUACUUACGGCACCGUUCUGUCCCGUCAUGCACCAAUUCCACUGUCUCAGUUGUUAAGAUGACACCUCUUUCCUUUCUCCCUGGGGCGAAAAUAACCAAAUAUCUUGGCAUAAUCAACAUGUUUUUUAUACGAGAAACCACUUCUUUGCGUGAGGAGGGUGGUGUCAGUGGUUUCCUCCACGCUUUUAUUGCUGAAGUGUUUGCCAUGGUGAGAGCUCAUGUUGCAGCUCUGGGAGGGAAUGCAGUUGUGUCAUACAUAAUGAAGCAGUGUGUUUUCAUGGAGAACCCAAACAAAAAUCAGGCUCAGUGUUUGAUCAAUGUCAGUGGUGAUGCUGUCAUCUUUGUCCGUGAAUCUGAGCUAGAAAUGCUGCCAGUGCAGCCUUCUACAGCUGCUCCUCAGCCUGCAAGUUCUGCAGGAGAUGUUACAACAUGAAGGCAGAACAAGUGAAGUAGUCUCUGCAAAAUGUAAAGAUUAUUUAAAAUGUGGGACUGUUCAGGUUUGCAUCUUCAAAGUCAGUAUUUCUCCAUGACAUUCACAGCCAAAAUCCAAGACAAUCACUCUUUUUUUAUUGUCAUAUAACUUACAUAAGUCAGAGCAGGUGUGCUCUGGUUCUUCUAUUGCUGUUCCUGGCCUCUGUGAAACCAGGCAGCAGGUGAAGCACUGAUAGCAGAACAUGGAUUACAAUAGCAGGCAUCACAUGGAACUGUGGAAUGAAGGAAAAAUUCUGUUGCUUUUUUGAGCUGUUCAGUGGGACCAUCAUAAGUUGUCAUUCAGAACCAUUUCUGAGUUUGAGUGUUGUCUGGGCUGAUACUCAGCUUGGGUCAGGGUGGGAGCGAGGUGCCUGUGUUGGAAACCUUUGAGGAAGAAAGGAGAGAUUUGUGUGCAGGCCAAGAAAACAUAGGCUGGACUCUGAAAUUCCUUUCCACUGUAGAGUGUGAAGAGGAAAAAGCAGUACCAAAAAGUUAGGGUCUGAAUUUCUGCACAUUAAAAGUAUUUUUUUCUUGUUUUGCUGUUGUUUUUAUAUUUGGGGGUGUUUUUUGUUUUUUUAAUUGUUUUUUAAAAGCUGACAGACCACAAUGCUGUGAUCCUGAGCAUCUCUGUGGUGGGACAAAAAAAAAAAACCCAGAACACAACAAAAAGUUCCAGGGUGUGUCUGGUGCUAUUAUAAGAUGUUCACUUCAGUAUUCACAAAGCAGGUCUUUUUGUUAUUUAAGACUUUGUGAAAGAAUUGUCCUGAGAUUCAUUUUCUUAAGGCAGAAAUGUCCUUGUUUCAAGGACAACAUAAACAGUCCCUCAAAACUCAGUUGUGCAGAGGUUAUUCUGCAGCCUCCUUUCUGUUUAAAUGCCUGGCUAACUGGAGAUUGAUGUGUGUGUGUGACACUGGUUCCUGCAGGUUGCUUUUGUGUUUGGGGUUUUGUUUGGGAUUUUUUUGUUCUUUUCCAGUGCUGUAGCUGGGAAAUAAGGGUACUGCAAAGACAGGAAAUUUGUCAUUUCCAGUAAAAGUCUGAAAGGUGAUACUCUAUUGUAAAAAAAAAAAACAACCAAAAGAACAUCAACUUUUAUUUGAAGAUGCAUUCUUGCUUAAUUCUGACAAUAUUGUACAUGGAACUUGAACAAAGUUGUAAACUUGAAUGUAAAUAUUCUGUUUAGUGUUGAAAUUAAGCAAUGGCAUGAUUAUUUGUUAAAAUUAAUUAUUUCAUUGUAAAUGAGCAUGAAAAAUCAUUCUUGCACAAUAAAUCUCUUUAUAAAAUCCA
Messenger RNA from Parus major (Great Tit), 4961 nucleotides. It is a transcript of the gene C2CD5, whose product is annotated as C2 calcium dependent domain containing 5. Bases 145 to 3639 code for a protein of 1164 amino acids. Gene Ontology annotation, biological process: intracellular protein transmembrane transport; positive regulation of protein targeting to membrane; positive regulation of vesicle fusion. Lineage: Eukaryota; Metazoa; Chordata; Aves; Passeriformes; Paridae. The record is from RefSeq and is a predicted model, not a curated record. The transcript is spliced from 29 exons. Gene Ontology annotation, cellular component: plasma membrane. Gene Ontology annotation, molecular function: calcium ion binding; calcium-dependent phospholipid binding.